Salvelinus sp. IW2-2015 is the source of this 904-nucleotide messenger RNA. Its product is annotated as apoptosis-associated speck-like protein containing a CARD. NCBI's taxonomy places the organism in Eukaryota, Metazoa, Chordata, Actinopteri, Salmoniformes, Salmonidae. Gene Ontology annotation, biological process: inflammatory response; regulation of apoptotic process; innate immune response. The record is from RefSeq and is a predicted model, not a curated record.
CUGUAUAUAAAGUCUUAACUGUGCACUUGGAAGUCCACCCCCUCUGAUUCAGAUAAAAAGGGGUGGAGAACUGAAAGUAAAAAAGCUGAAGAAAAAGUUUGAGACAAAGCGUUACUGGGAGUUAUCUGUCCAACACAGACACAUUUGAUCUACAAUGGCCACACCCGUUCCACUACGGCUGCUGGCUACCCUACAAGAACUAGACAAGGCUACAUUUGAGACCUUCCAGUGGAACCUGAUGCAGGAAACACUCGAAGGCUUCACUCCCAUGUCAACCGCCAGACUAGAGGACGCUAACAGGCACACGACAGUGAGUAAGAUGGUGCAGGCCUAUAAGAAAGAAGGUGCCAUGAAAAUCACACAGAAGAUCCUGGAGAACAUGGAAAUGAUUGAUCUAGCAGAUAAGUUAAAGACAGACGGUGAUAAAGAUCAAGUUGCUACUCCACAGUCUAGCCAGGAUCAAUCUGCAGUCAUGGAGACAAAGCAGUAUGGCGCCCAAUUUGUGGAUGAUAACAUGGAAAAACUUGUUCAAAGGAUUACCAUGGUGAUGCCAAUAGCAGAUGGCCUAUACCAGAAGAAAAUGAUCCAUGAUGAGGAUUACUCUGAAAUCACUGCGGCCCAAACCAGUAUGUCCAAGAUGAGAAAGCUGUAUGUGGCCCUGAAACCAGGAGGAGCGGUGGCUAAAUCAGCCUUUUACCAAAUUCUACUGGAACAACAAACUCUUCUAGUUGAAGAACUGGGUGGGGUUGGCCAGAAAUGAAGUCAUAACUUGAGCGGCUUCUACAGUUUUGGUCUGGACUGACUUUUUUUCAAAUCUCACACAUUGCCUCAGAAAUAUURGUCCUUUCACAAUACUGUUAAACAACAAUGUGUAACAAAAUAUAUAUAUUUUUUAAAUAUCGAA